AUGGCUAAGCCGGAAGUGGCCAGCAAGGCCGGGCGCGGUAGCGAGGGCGGCCCCCGGGGGCCCGUCCUGCACAUCGUGGUGGUCGGCUUUCACCACAAGAAGGGCUGCCAGGUUGAAUUCUCUUACCCGCCCCUGAUUCCAGGAGAUGGACAUGACAGCCACACUUUGCCUGAAGAAUGGAAAUAUUUGCCCUUCCUUGCCUUACCAGAUGGCGCACACAAUUACCAGGAAGAUACUGUGUUUUUUCACUUACCACCCAGAAAUGGAAAUGGAGCCACCGUUUAUGGUAUUUCUUGCUAUCGACAAAUUGAAGCCAAGGCAUUGAAAGUAAGGCAAGCAGAUGUCACCAGAGAAACUGUUCAGAAAAGUGUCUGUGUUCUAAGCAAGCUGCCCCUCUAUGGCUUACUUCAAGCGAAACUUCAACUCAUUACACACGCAUAUUUCGAAGAGAAGGAUUUUUCCCAAAUUUCCAUCCUAAAGGAGCUUUAUGACCAUAUGAAUAGUUCCUUGAGUGGAACUUCAUUAGAAGGAUCCCAAGUAUAUCUUGGUCUGUCUCCUCGAGAUCUUGUCCUUCAUUUUCGACACAAGGUCUUAAUCCUGUUUAAACUCAUUCUUCUUGAAAAAAAGGUUCUUUUUUAUAUUUCUCCAGUGAAUAAAUUGGUGGGUGCACUAAUGACUGUGUUGUCCCUUUUUCCAGGCAUGAUUGAACAUGGUCUCAGUGACUGUUCUCAGUACAGACCCCGGAAGAGUAUGUCUGAAGAUGCUGGUCUUCAGGAAAGUAAUCCUCCUGCAGAUGAUUUUGUUUCUGGGUCAGCUUCUAACAUGUCAAAUACCAAUUUGGGAACUGUCAAGAAAAUCAUAGCAGGAAACCAUGGAGGAGAUGCUUCCAUCAAGACUGAAAAGCCUUUUUUCCAACUAGAACAUGACAGCAGUAAAGGACAGGAACCCAGUGAUACUAAUCAAUAUUUGAAACCUCCAUCUCGUCCAUCUCCAGAAUCUUCAGAAAGUGACUGGGAGACCUUGGAUCCUAGUGUCUUAGAGGAUCCCAACCUGAAAGAAAGGGAACUGGUGGGGUCAGACCAGACAAACUUGUUUCCAAAAGACUCUGUGCCCUCAAAUAGUACUCCAAUUACUGUACAACCUCAAGCCAAUAUGGGGCAGGUGGUCCUGAUACCAGGGCUUAUUUCAGGUUUGGAAGAGGACCUGUAUGGCAUGCCCCUGGCCAUCUUCACAAAGGGAUAUCUGUGCUUGCCCUACAUGGCAUUGCAGCAGCAUCAUCUUCUCUCUGAUGUCACCGUUCGGGGAUUUGUUGCUGGAGCUACUAACAUCCUUUUUCGACAACAAAAACACCUCAGUGAUGCCAUUGUGGAAGUAGAAGAAGCUCUGAUCCAAAUCCAUGAUCCAGAACUCAGGAAGCUACUUAACCCAACCACUGCAGACCUAAGAUUUGCUGAUUACCUGGUGAAGCAUGUGACUGAAAACCGAGAUGACGUCUUCCUGGAUGGCACUGGCUGGGAGGGAGGUGACGAAUGGAUCCGGGCCCAGUUUGCAGUCUAUAUCCAUGCCCUGCUGGCUGCUACAUUGCAGUUAGAUAAUGAAAAGAUAAUAUCGGACUAUGGGACAACUUUUGUUACAGCAUGGAAGAAUACUCACAACUACAGAGUGUGGAACAGCAACAAGCAUCCAGCACUUGCAGAAAUAAAUCCAAACCAUCCAUUUCAAGGCCAGUACUCAGUAUCAGACAUGAAGUUAAGAUUCUCUCAUUCUGUUCAGAAUAGUGAACGUGGCAAAAAAAUUGGAAACGUCAUGGUCACAACUAGCCGGAAUGUUGUACAAACAGGAAAAGCUGUUGGUCAGUCAGUUGGAGGAGCUUUUUCCAGUGCAAGGACAGCUAUGUCUUCAUGGCUUUCUACCUUCACCACAUCUGCCCCCCAGAGUCUCCCCGAGCCCCCCGAUGGGAAGCCCUGAGGCUGGUAGCAGAGGCUGCAUGGCUCUCUUAGGUGUUAAGUGCUCCUGUCCAUCUGCUGCUCCCAACCUCUCCUUCACUGGCCCUGGGUCUACAGCAGGGGACUGAGACAUAGAACUGUUUACUUGGACAGUUGCACUUUUUCUAAAGGAAGACCCCUGGAUGCUAAAAAGAUGAAAUCACAUCCAUGGCAGGAAUGGGCUUGGGGUUUAAAUUGACUCCAGGUUGGGGUUUAAAUUGACUACUUUUAUUUCAUUUUAUUUCAUUCUGAGCCUGAUUAAAACACAGUGAACACACAAUGAACAUCUAAUGAAUUCUGAGAUGUACAUUUGUUUACUUUAGAAAAGUUUUUACUUAUGUAUAUUUUGUUCUAUUUUGCUAUUUGAAUAUCUAGAUGGCCAUUUUAAUUUAUAUUUGCUAAAACUAAGUUAUACUAUUAUUUUAAUUUCUCUAAAGUUAACCCUAAAAUGUGUUUAUAAAGUAAAAGGCCACACAGUCCAGCCUUUGUUUUCCUGAGUUAGAGGAUGAUUUUUGGUUUGUUUUUUCUACCCACAAAACACAUUUAUCAAAUCAUUUCUUCCCAGAACUGUGAAUGUCAGAAGGGGAAGUUCUGAGGUUAGGGUGUCGUUUUCGGUUUUUUAAUUUGUUCCUUCCUGACAAACUUGCUUUGAAGCAGCCAGGAGUGUCACUGUGUUCCCGUCCUCUUGUCCUCUUCCUAACCGAGCCAGAGAAUAUGCAGAGAACUAACAUAGUGAUGGUGACCGUGGUGUUGGAUUAGUUUGACAUGAAUGUGUGUGGGGUAGUGCUCUCCAAGACCAAUGUGUUGCUUCCGUCAACCCUAGUCAAGUUACUGCCUUUAUUUAUUUUUUUUUUAAUCCAAAGUUUGUGCCUUCUAUUUCUUCUUUUGAAUAGUUUUCCGUUGACAGACCUAGACAGGUUUUUUUCUCUUAGCUUUGUUUUGUUUUGGGGUGGGGUUUUGUUUUGUUUUGUUUUGUUUUUUGUUGUUUUAUGUUGUCAUUGCUGGAGAUGGAACCUUGGGCCUCACACCUGCUGGGUGAGUGUUCCACCACUGAGCUGCAUUCCCCAACUGGGUGUUCUUCGUCAUAAAGCUUUUCAAGGCACUUGGCCUUCCCAGUUCCUUGACAGUCCUCUUGUAGUCAGUCCCUGCUCCCUUCUAAAAGUGUUUUUAAGAGAAAAAUAAAAUGAGUCAUAAAUAUUAAAUAGAAAUCUCAACUUAGGAAAGCAAGAGACAGGGGGAAAAAAACUACAGCCAUUCCCUCAGUCACUAUUUCAUAAGGAUGUCUGAUUUUAGGUUGCCACGAGCAUGCAUGUGCUGUGUGCUAACUAUCUGUAUACAGCUAGAGCUCAGGUGUUUACCUGCUCAGUUCAUUUGUUUUGCAAGGGAACUUGAAUGAUGUUCUCAGGGAGUGCUUAUGGGGAACAGAUUGCCUUCUCAGUAGCAAAGGACACUUGGAAAUUCAUUGUAAGUAUAGUCUACAUAUGAUAUGGGAAGUAUUGGGGAAAUAUAGGAUCUAAUUAAGGACACUGAUUAUAUUUGAUUUAUCCCUUUUGAAAUGUUUGUUUAUAAAGUAAAUCCUCGUAAGGCAUGGGAAAUGAACAUGGAGGCAUAAUCUAAAUAUCCCUAAAUUUACCAAUUUGUGCUACUCAAGUCUUAUAAAUCUAAAAGCAUAUUUAUGUUGGAGCAUAACAACUCAAGAAUUCAGCCAGGUGCAGUGGCACAUACCUAUAAUCACAGUGACUUGGGAGGCUGAGGCAGAAGAAUCGCAAGUUGGAGGCUGGCCUGAGCAACUUGGCAAGACCCUGUCUCAAAAAUAAAAAAGACUGGGGAUGUGGCUCAAUGGUAAAACAUCCCUGGGUUCAAUACCUAUACCCCUUCCCCUCCCCACCCCCCAAAAAAAACUUGAGAAUUCAAUGAUGAUAAAUUGAGGGGCUUAAUGUGAGAACUUCAUUAUUUCAUGUUAGCCAGAAAAAUUAACCUCAGGAAAUAUUUGAAGAUAAUAAUACCAAACAAAACCUUAAAAGCUACUUUAGUCACUGUUGUACUGAGACUAUAAAGAAUUCAUUCUAAGAUCUCAUCUCAUUUCAAGGCCACAUCAUUAGUUGGAACAUGAUGGUAUAUUCAUGUUCAGUUGUUACUUCUCAAUUGCCAGGUCACAUGCCAGGAGCUGAGAGCCUUGUGAAGGGUCAGCCAGCAAGAUACUGGUUCCUCCUUUAGUUUGUGCCAGGUUUGUAUGAUGGGGGUAAACUUCCAUCUCCCAUCCAAAAGCAGUCCAACCCAUGUUUUGGAAACUACUAAACUAAAAAUACUAAACUACUAAAGUAAAAAUAGUUUCAUGAAGUUUAACUUUGCUUUAGUAUCACCUGUUCCUCAAUUUAAUGUAUAUUUUAAUUGGACAUUCAAUUAAUGUUGCAUGUUAAGGGUCUGACUCUUAAGUGAUCACUUAACAAAUAUCUCAGAAAAUAGAAUUUUUAUCAAAAAUGGUCAGAAGACCAUACCCACACUUUCCUUUAGGUUCUAGGAGAUACUGGAGUUUUCAAGGCUCAUAGGUCAUUAUAUUCUCAGGAAGAUCCCCAAGUUCACAGCAUAUUGAGGGCAGGAAGCCUGGCCCCUGUCCUGGGAGCCCACCUAAUUGCAUUCCAGACUCCAGCUAAGUGGCUAGCCCCCCUGCAGACACUGAUUUUGUGAGACAUGAGAGGCCACUGGGACCAUUUUUUGACUAAUAAAAGGUGUAUCUGUUGGUGGCUAUACUUUCUCCAGUGAAUACCAAGUCUUUUAUGUGUAAGAACUGAGUGUUUGUAACUAGGCCUGAGGAGCUAGAGUCAGCCGGCUGUUCUCAGGUGUGCAAACACACAGGCUAUAUCUAGCGGGAGGUGGUUUCGCUGUUGUCCAUGUGACUUAAAGUACUGUUUGAGGAAAACCCUAGUAUAUUCCUACAAGGCACUACAAUAACAACAGCAUAGGUAAGACAGGGAGAUCUAACACUGUCUGUGGGCUAGAUGAAUAGAAAAAGUUGCAUGUUGCAAAGGCUUAGAAUGAUUUUGUGUAUGUGUUUGGCUCACGUGACCAGUAUGAAUAGUGUAUCCCCAAAUCCUUUAGUGCUUCACUAGCUCCCAAGCCCUAAAGAAUUCUUAUCUACUUUCACUUUAAUAUAUUGCAGCACUUAUCUUUGGCAGCAAACCAGAGAUAUGACCUAACUUCCUCAACCAUAUCCUGCUUUCCAAGUUCUAUCCAAUAGUUAUUUAAUGUUGUUUAGAUUAAUUUCCUUUGGAAAACUAAGGAGAAAGCAAAUGAGGAAGAAAGAGAAGUGAGAUAUGGUUGCAUGACUGAGGAACAGACACUUAGAAUCUGAAUGAAAGUAUUUUGAGAGCAGUAUUUAAUCUGCUAACAUAAGAAUUUUUUUUAGAAGUUACAAUUUAAUCUGCUAGUAACAAAUUUCUAAAUGAAACUAUGGCAUAAUCUUCCUAGCAGGCAAGUUUUGUUAAUAUGUUCUGUGGAGAAAAGUUUUGUGGAACUUAGCCAGUGGUCCUCUUCUCACCAGUGCUAGUGGUAAGUUUGAGAGCUCUUAAUGCUGUAAGGGCCAGUGUCCCAAUCCUUAACCACAGAAAAAUGUCUGCUGCCUCCAGUGUGGAGAGGAGCCAAAAGUGGCCUGUGAACUGUAACCCUAUUGGGCAUUCCUUGGGACUCUUGAAAUGGCAUCGACAUUGGCGUGCUCUGAGUCUUUGGUCAGAGAUGGCAUGGCAUUCAUGACUUCCACCCAUCCGUUGGUACCUUUUAAACAUGACAGAGAACACUGCCCUGGUCACUCAAGGUGAUUGUCAUCCCAUGCAGCAUGUAAUGUGCCACUCGGAGUUUUCUCAUUCCAAUCUUCAGGCUUCAUAACAUUGGAAUUGUUCUUCCAUAAUUUCCAACAUUCCAUAAAUAUUUGUCAAAGACAAAGAAAAGGAAUGUGCAUCUUUGUUCUUUUCAUAUGAAUGACUUUGUACACAUAACUUCCUGCUUUCAUUAUUGAGAAGAAACAAGCUCCCUUCUGUGGCAACUCCAAAGAGAUUGUGCAUGUCUAAGGGGUUGGAUAUAUUUUGUAAAACUCUAAAUAUGUUUGUAUUUCUGUGCUGUUCAGAAGUUUACCUUUUUACUUAUACUAAUUAAAGAUAUAGAGACUAUAUAUUUAAAUCAUGUAAAUGUAAUACAGUUUAGGGGGUUUUUCCAAUCUUAUUUUUCAUCAGCUUCUCACACACAUGUAGUAUGCUGCUCAAAUUUUUUUGUGUGCAAUAUAAACAUUUGAACAUUUCAGUCAGGUACUGAGCCAGAAAAGGUCAUUGAAGUUUUCAGAAAGCUUCUGUGCUUAGAAAAUAUUUUAGGUUUUUUUCUUAAAAUAUUAAUAUUUUAUAGCUGGAAAAUAAGAUCGAGACAUAUGUUUUAUUUGGUCAUUGGUUCCUAAAUUUAGGAAGCAUUUGAUCAAUGAGUUAGUAAAGGCACUUAGUGGUUAUAAAAAUAGUUUAGAUAUUUGAGAUGAAAGGCUUUCCACAAACAGUUUCUAAGAAUGUUUAGCUUAGAAAAGUUUAAAAAGUUUUCUAAGAAAGUUUACCUGUGCUACAUGUUUUGAUCAGAAAGGUAGUUUCUCCUUGCUCUAGAAGAUUUAUAAUUUGUACUUGUUCUUUGUUUCUGUUGCAACUUGUUUUUUUUUAAAGUAUUAAAAUUAUAAAUCAAGUCUAAUCAUA
Ictidomys tridecemlineatus (thirteen-lined ground squirrel) is the source of this 6706-nucleotide messenger RNA. It is a transcript of the gene Avl9, whose product is annotated as AVL9 cell migration associated. Lineage: Eukaryota; Metazoa; Chordata; Mammalia; Rodentia; Sciuridae. Gene Ontology annotation, cellular component: cytoplasm. The record is from RefSeq and is a predicted model, not a curated record.